ACUGGAGCGCGCGGAGGACUGACAGCUUGACAUCAGACACUCCGUGCGUCUGAAAGUACGGCUCUGAACUGACUUAUAAUUUUCCACCUGUGUGCACUGCUCACAAAAAUUGACAGCUUUACAAAUGAAUUCGGAAUCGGGGAUCGUGGCCGACUUUGAAGUCGGAGAGGAAUUUCACGAGGAGCCUAAAACGUAUUACGAGCUGAAGAGCCAGCCGCUGAAAAACAGUAAUCCAUCUGAGCAGCAGCAUGGCUCCUCUAAGCCCCCGCUGGGUUCGUCGGCCAUGACCUCUCGUAUCCUGCUCCGCCAGCAGCUGAUGCGCGAGCAGCUCCAAGAGCAGGAGAGACGAGAGCAGCAGAGACAGCAGAGCUCAGCGUACACACAGCCCUCCAUCACCCAGAGCCCCGCCAUAAACGUCAGCGUCCCCGCCGGCCUGCCCAGUGCCACCCAGGUGCCCAUGGAAGUGCUGAAGGUUCAAACACAUCUUGAAAACCCCACGAAGUAUCACAUCCAGCAGGCUCAGAGGCAGCAGGUGAAGGCGUAUCUGUGCACCACCCUGGGAGGAAAGCUCGGCUCGCAGGCUGUGAGUUUGCCGUGUCCCAGCCAGGCCCCUGACCACGGGGGAAUGCCUCCGGGGCCGGGCAACAGCGCCCCCAACAGUCCCAUGGCCUUACUGACCCUCAACUCCAACUGCGAAAAAGAGAUGGAUGAUGUCAUUGAUGACAUCAUUGGUUUGGAAUCCAGUUACAAUGAUGAUGUCAUGGGACUCUCGUUGGACCCCGGACUUCAGAUGGCCAACACGAUCCCUGUGUCAGCGAACCUCUUGGACAUGUAUGGUAACCCGGGCAUGCCGCCUCCAGGAAUCUCUGUCAGUAACUCAUGCCCUGGUAACCUGCCCAACAUUAAAAGGGAAUUCUCUGUUGCUCCAUCUCCAGCCAUGAUGCACAUGAUGGACAAGCCCAGCUCCUGUAGCAAGUUUGACAGCUAUCAAAGGCCUGAAGGGUUUCCUGUGGAGGCAGAAGUUCGCGCUUUUGUAAAGGAAAGGCAAAAAAAGGACAACCAUAAUUUAAUUGAGAGGCGACGGAGAUUCAACAUUAACGAUCGAAUCAAAGAACUGGGGACUAUGAUUCCUAAAUCGAAUGACCCGGACAUGCGCUGGAACAAGGGCACUAUCCUGAAGGCCUCUGUGGAUUACAUCAGGAAACUUCAGAGAGAGCAGCAGCGUGCCAAAGAGCUGGAGAACCGUCAGAAGAAGCUGGAACACGCCAACUGCCACCUGAUGCUCAGGAUACAGGAGCUGGAGAUCCAGGCUCGUGCUCACGGACUGGCCGUCUCCUCGUCUACACUUGGGUCAUCAGAGCUGGCAGCCCGGCCCAUCAAACAUGAGGCGGUCCGGGGCGACUGCUCCCGGGAUAUGUACCCUCACAUGCACCCGUCCUGCCCCGACAUGGGCCGCUCCAGUACCCUAGACCUUAACGACGGCACAAUCACCUUUAACGACUCUAGCACUUCCAGUGAUGUGGGGGCUUAUGGUCUUGUCCCAAAGGCAGAUGGAGACAUCAUAAUGGACGACACAUUGACAUCUGUAGCAACGAGCGACCCACUCCUCACCUCCGUCUCGUCUGGAGCCUCGAAGGAAAGCAGCUGUAAGGACAGCGUGAACAUGGAGGAGAACGAGCAUGUUUGUUAGUGCAGCCAAACCGUCGUUUGGCUCUUUAGGACCGCCGGUCAUUGUUGUGUUUUUCCGGUAACACAAUUGACUUCAAAGGAGGAAGUGCAGCCUGUUUUGUCAAGUGCAAAAUAAUGCUUUCUUGUUUACACUAAAUGUAUUUUAUUGUAUUUGUACCUUAUUCCAAAUUUCAUUGUGUUAUAAUAAUAUCAUGAAAAAUCAAGGUCAGUAUCAUAAAACGAUUGAUUUGCGUAACUUCACAUAGGUGUAUUAGAAUAUAAUCAACUUUGGGAUAGUAUAAAAGUGCACUUGAAAGGUGAUUUCUUUGGAUGUACAGUAGUGUGAUUGUGCACAGUUUAGAAAAAUAUUUCUCUUUUUACAUAUCUUUGUAAAGUAAUGAUUUAAACAAAACGCUUCCCAUUUAAUGUGUAAAUAGUAAGCGACAGACAGUUGAUGUUUAAAAGGAUAGUUCACUCAAAAAUGAAAAUCGAAGAUGUAGGUGUUUUUUUUUUUUUUUUUUUUCAGUAGAACAGUAAAGAAGUUUUUAGCUGAAACUGUGGUCCAUAAAAUGCAAGUCUGCGGCUACCGUCACUUCGAGUUGAAAAAGCAUAUGCAGGCAACAUAAAAUGAAUACCCGUUGCUCCUUAUGAUAUAUUGAGGUCUUAUGAAGCAAAAUGAUCAGUCUGUGCAAGAAACUGAACAUUAUUUACAACAUUAUUGUAGAUGAUAGAGCUGUAGUCCAGAGCUUCAGGCAAAUGGUUCGGAGUGAUGUCUGGUUUGCAAACGAACCAUUCUUUUGAACUGAUUCUCUUUAAUUGGACUGAACCCUCUGAAACAGUUUCUACUAGUUACUUAAUCAAAACUCACUUUCAGACAGACAUCUGACAGUCACUCUGAUUUGAAAUAAGCUGAAAUAGUGGUGAAUAUGUUCCUAUAAUGAAUGAACUCAUUGAGUUCCUCCAACAGUCACUGAACGAAGGAGACAUUUAGAUUCGGACUGAUGACUGAUGAGCCGCUGAUAUGCGCAUGCAUGAGCUGAAUGCUUGAAUGAAGGGGCAUUCAGCCCCAUUUCAAUUGAAUUGUGAAAAUUUCUGUUGAAUGUCGUUCUAACAUCACUCAAUGUUUAAGGAAAGUUUUGAGCAAAUGCUCUACAGAUCGUAUCUUCCAGAUGAAAGCUCACACAACCAGUAGAUGGACAGUGUUGCUGUUUGAAACAGCUGGCUCUAAAUUAUUUCUUCCAGUUAUUAAUUAAUGGCAAUAGUCACUCAGUAUUAAUGUUUCUGGUCCAGGAGAAUUUGCCGUAGCACAGUGGAUUUGGAUGAAGAAAUUCACAUGUGGAAGGACCAUUUGCACACAGCAUUUGAAAAAUCCAGCUGAUUUUCAGAUGUCCCAGAAUAAGCGAUAAGCAAUAUUCAGCUUUAACUCUGCAGAAAACCCUCAAAUACGGUUCUAGUGGUUUUACGCAGUGCCUUUAUAAUUAUACUAAUGCAUUUCACCUCAUGCAUUUCUUAAGAUACUUUGAGGAUGCAUUUUAACACAGUGCAUCGCUUGAAACAAUCCAUAGAAUGUGAAAUCAUUUCUUAACAUGUUUGAUGACUGAAGGAAAAGUCAGAUGAUAAUUCAAACUUCAAAUUCCAAUUUAUUGUCCUCAAAACAUUUUUUAAUCAAAAUUUGUAACUAAUUUCUGUAUUACAUUUCUGCCAUACUUAUAAUUACAUUGUUCCAAGGUUUUUUUUUUUUUUUUUUUUUUUUUUUUUUUAUUGGUGGCAAAAACACUGGAAGGAUGAUCAUAUUUUGCAGAUUUAAGAAAAGAAAAGAAAAAAAAGAAAUAAUAUUUUAUAACACUUGUUUUUUUUUUAUUCUUACAUGGUAUAAAAUGACUGACUAUGUUUGUAAUAAGCUGUACUGUUACUGUAUAUUUCUACUGUGCUCAACUCAGAUGUACUGAUGUUUGCCUUCGAGUAGCAUCCAAUUUGUGCCAUUAAUAUGAUCAUGUAGCUGCAACUAUUAUGUGUUGUUUCAUAGAACUAUGCAAAGAUAGCUUUCAGUUGAGAAAUCAACCUGUGUGUAAUGGAAAGGUGUUGUAAGAGUUUAGCAUAGGUAACAUAGUCAGACCACUGUAAAGUGCCUUACAUUACAAACCUGUCACUUAAAGCAAUAGUUCACCCUAAACGCUGUGUCAAUUACUCAUCCUCAUCUCGUUCCAAACCUGCAUAACUUUAAUUCUACCAUAGAAAACAAAGAGAGAUGCUUAGCAGAGAGUUCAUGCUGCUCUUUUCCAUACAAUUAAAGUGAGUGGGGACUGUGUCUGCCAUCAAAUAAACGAAUAAAAAUAAUAAUUAGGGAUUUGCGACUUUUUUUCAGUUUCGUUGUUUCUGUUACAGAAUAAAAUCUAAAAAAGGUAAUUGCAAAUUUUUAUCUCAUUAUUCAGUAAUUGCAUGUUUAUAUCUCACGAUUCAGACUUUUUAUCUCAGAAUUGCGAGUUUAUGACUUGCAAUUCAGUUUUAUGUUCCUGAAAUAAAGAAAUUAAAAAGGUAGCAAUUCAGGCUUUUUUUCCGCCAGAAAAUGAAAAAUAAAAAGGUUAUUUUUGACAUGUAUCAAAAAAUUCAGACCUUUUAUAUCUCGCAUUUCUGAGAUGAAAAAUUCUGAACUGUGACAUAUAAAAUCAAACUCAAUUAACUUUUUAUUUUUUAUUCCAUGCCGAAACAGGCUUCUACAGGUACUGUCAAUUUCCAGAAAGGACAAAAAAAUAAACUCUAAAUAUGUAAAAAAGAAUAUAUAUAUAUAUAUAUAUAUAUAUAUAUAUAUAUAUAUACAUAUAUAUAUAUAUAUUGUAGAGUACAUGGGUUUGGAGUGACAUGAGAGCAUGGAGACAGUGUUCCUAAUUUUCAUUUUUGUGUGAACUAUCUCUUUAAAUGAAGUGUUGUCUUCUAUAUAUGUGAUUUUUGACUUAGUCUUAGAAAAGAUCUCUCAGUAGGACCACCAAAACCAAGUUAAUACCAACCUUCCAAGGGUUCGAUCAAGAUUGUAUAGUUUUCUGGCUUAAAGCAGAAGUGUCUUGGUGCACUACAAAACUUUCAAGAAUAGUGUAUUACAUAAACUACUUUUACCUACUGAAAGUUGUCCUCUGAAUGUAAUGUUAAACAGUGUUGACUAAAAUGUUGCCAAAUGCCAAGUGGAGUCUAAAUAUGCAGUGAAACUGUUACAUAUAUCGUUGUGGAUUUAUAGCAAAAGCUGGCUGUUGCAAUUUUUUCUGAGCAAUAAUUCAGACAAUCAGGUAACAGGUAAAGCACACGGCUCUUGUAUGAAUGCAUAUGAAUCAGUGACGUCGAUGAAAGGUGCCUUUAAAACAGGCUUCCAUGGAACUUCAACCAAACACCUUUUAAUGACAAAUACAGAUUGGUCUGUCUUUUAUAAGAGUGUCUUGGCUAUAUACUGUAGCUAAAGAUGUUUUUCUUUUGUUAACAUACUUUUGUAUGAUAUUUUCGAAGCUUAACCAAACAUUAUUUAAGAAGGAACUUAGAAUAGCUUGUAAUGUUGAUUUUGGUUGAAUGUCUUUAUAAAGCAUUCAUUUGAUAUGAAUUCAGUACUGGAAGCCGGCCCACGUUAAACCUGUCGGGAAAGACACCUUUCAGUCAAACCGUGAAAAUUCCGCUGGGAAGCUUUAUGAGGAAAGUAGCAUUUCAUUGUUGGGUUUUAAAGCUUGACAAGUGUAUUGGGAAUGAAAAUGUUACAGACAUUCAAAUAAAACUGAGUGUUUUUCACAA
Molecule: messenger RNA, 5436 nt
Organism: Carassius auratus (goldfish)
Lineage: Eukaryota; Metazoa; Chordata; Actinopteri; Cypriniformes; Cyprinidae
Product: microphthalmia-associated transcription factor-like
Exons: 10
Coding region: 125-1690 (521 amino acids)
Biological process (GO): regulation of transcription by RNA polymerase II; melanocyte differentiation
Cellular component (GO): nucleus
Molecular function (GO): protein dimerization activity; DNA-binding transcription factor activity, RNA polymerase II-specific; RNA polymerase II cis-regulatory region sequence-specific DNA binding
Source: RefSeq, a predicted model, not a curated record